AUGUCUUCUCCCAUCGUCGUCGCUAUCGGUAACCCCCUGCUUGAUAUCCAGGUCAACCCCGACGAGGGACCUGCGUACCUCAAGAAGUACGACCUCAAGGCCAACGACGCUAUCCUCGCCGAGGAGAAGCACAUGGGCAUCUACGACGACAUCGUUGCCAACGCCAAGGUCACCUAUGUCGCUGGUGGUGCCGCCCAGAACGCUGCCCGAGCUGCCUCUUACGUUCUCCCCCCCAAGUCUGUUGCCUACAUCGGCUCCGUCGGUGACGACGAUUUGAAGCAGACCCUGGAGAAGGUCAACGAAGCCGAGGGUGUCCAGUCCGCCUACCAGGUCCAGCCUACUUCCAAGACUGGUGCUUGUGCCGUCAUUCUCUCCGGCCACGACCGUUCCCUCUGUACCACCCUCCGUGCUGCCGAGGAGUUCACUCCCUCUCACCUUUCCACCCCUGAGGUCGCCAAACUCAUCGACGGCGCUAAGUACUUCUACAUUGGUGGUUUCUUCCUCACCCACGGUGUCGAGUCUGCUCUCGAGAUUGCCAAGACAGCGGCUUCCAAAGGCAAGAUUGUCGUGCUCAACUUGUCUGCUCCUUUCAUCCCUCAGUUCUUCAAGGUCCAACUCGAGGCCCUUUUGCCCCACGUUGACGUCUUGAUUGGUAACGAAAGCGAGGCUGCUUCUUACGCCACCGCUACCGGCAUGUCUGACGCUCCCGUCAAGGAGAUCGCUGCCGCCCUUGCUGCCCUUCCCAAGACCAACAGCUCUCGACCCCGAGUCGUCGUCAUCACCCAGGGUGCCGACUCUACCCUCGUCGCCUCCUCCUCUCCUUCCGGCUCUGCUGGUAACCUCAGCCUCUCUGACGAGAACCCCAAGACCUACCCCGUCUCCAAGCUCUCCGACGACCAGAUUGUCGACACCAACGGUGCUGGUGACAUGUUUGCUGGUGGUUUCCUCGGUGCUCUCGCUCAGGGCAAGACCCUUGACGAGUCUAUUGAGAUUGGUCACAAGCUUGGUCAGAUGUGUGUUGGCCAGAUCGGACCCAAGCUCGUCUACCCCCGAGUCAACGUUCUCUAG
Messenger RNA from Cryptococcus wingfieldii CBS 7118, 1068 nucleotides. RefSeq names its product adenosine kinase. The transcript is spliced from 5 exons. The record is from RefSeq and is a predicted model, not a curated record. Gene Ontology annotation, cellular component: cytosol; nucleus. Gene Ontology annotation, molecular function: adenosine kinase activity. Lineage: Eukaryota; Fungi; Basidiomycota; Tremellomycetes; Tremellales; Cryptococcaceae. The coding region runs from base 1 to 1068 and encodes 355 amino acids. Gene Ontology annotation, biological process: purine ribonucleoside salvage.